This is a messenger RNA of Vitis vinifera (wine grape), 5021 nucleotides long. Its product is annotated as protein LOW PSII ACCUMULATION 1, chloroplastic. The transcript has 3 exons. Lineage: Eukaryota; Viridiplantae; Streptophyta; Magnoliopsida; Vitales; Vitaceae. The record is from RefSeq and is a predicted model, not a curated record. Bases 2278 to 3528 code for a protein of 416 amino acids.
AGAUUCAAUUAGAGCCUUAAGGACCAUUAAGAGAAACAAAGAUUCUGUCAAGAGAAGAGAAAAAGAAGUCUCAAUCCUGUGUCACACAUUUAAUAUGGAUUACUGGUGCUUUCUUAUGGUGGUGGAAUUGGUUUAUCCCUUACAGAUUUACCAUGGAAGAACUCACAAUGUCAUGCAGCUUAUACCGGCAACUUUGCUGUAGUCCAAGAUGUGGUUCAACGGUUCAUGCGAAGCCUGCAGAAACUGAAUUACAAGUUCCAUUGGAUAUACAAACAUUGAUCUAGUAACUAUCACAUAUAUCACCCUACUGAUUAAGUUGUUUCAGAAAACUCUUACUCCAGGAAAUUUUUGCUUCUUGUGAACAAUGCAAUUUGUGUAUUGUUGUAAAGCCAGCAAGUUAGAUCCAAGUUCCCAUAAAUUUUGAAACAGACAAUUCCAAAUUUGGAUACUCUGUUCUUGGUUUGUGUUUGCUUGUUUCUUCAUUUCAUAAUUCAUAUGGUGGAUAUGAACCAUUAGCAUAGUCAUUAUCGAAUAUCCAACUUUGACAUAAAAAUAGUUGUUAAUUUGUUAUGUACAGAAGUGUAACUCAUUUAGUUAUUGUAUCUUCUGCAUUUUGAAUGUUGUUUUCUAGAUUGUAAGGGCAAAUAUUAAGGCAUUUUUUUUCAAUAAGAGGUGUGAACUUUAUGUAAAGAUGAAAAAAGGGAAAUGCAAGAUUUAAGGGCCCUUUAAAGAAGAUAAUGAGUAAAAAGUUUAGGUUACAUUUGAUUAGUGGAAAGUACAAGGAAAGAAAAAAAAUGCUAAGAAAAAUUAUUUUCUUAUAUUUGGUUGUAUUAUGGAAAAUACUAAGGAAAAUAAAAUACGAUUAAAAUUAGUUAGAAAUUUUUGUAUUUUCAAAUUAUUUCAUCUUCAUGUUAAAAAAUAAAAAUAAAUAAAAUGAGUUUGAAGUAAUGUAUAAAAAUAAUUUAUUGACUACUUUUUAUUCUGCUUCAUUUUUCUUUCGUUUUAUUUUCUUUCCCUUGAAGCCAAACAUCGCCUUAAAGAAAUGAAAGCAAACUAAACAAAAUGAGAAUCCAAACCACCAAGUAGGGUAGAAAUCUUCUGUAGGAGCCCCCAAGUCCUGUGUCCUCCUCUUAGCCAAGAAGCCAUUUUCCUGAUUAGCCAAAAUAUUGCUCCAUCUAUCAAGACUCCCAGGGAAAGAUGAUUGAGUGGGCAAUGCUGUUAUGGUUCCCUAGUGUCACAAGAUGCUUCAAAUGACCCUCCCCAUGGGCUUAUAUAGGAGGUGAGAAGCUUCUAGAGACCCUUGGAGACAUCCACACUUAGCCACUAGUGGGAAGAGUGUGGAAGGUUCUAGAAAUGCUUAGAGAAGUCCACACAACUCUACACUAUGGUAGAAGGCAUGAGAAGGGUCCAAAGCUUUCUAGAGAAAUCUAGAAGUCUCUUGUAUAUAGGCUUGUACAUAGAAUAGUCUAGGACAUUCUAGAAUAUUCUUGAUUUGUAAGGGAACCCUCCAAGGUUCUAGAGAGUUCCCUUGGUGCCUAUAAAUAGGUGAGGGCCUCAUUUGGCCAAGGCACCACCCAAAAUCACUUCCUAACUAAACAAGUGAGCAUCCAAGCACUUGUAAAGGCUUCUUUGAGUAAUAAAGAGCUUCCAUUCUUUAAGGAGUUGCCUACCAAGCUUCUUAAGAUUUCAAGUCGCGAGUGUCUUAGCCGAGCAAGCUAAGCAUUGAGGAGCAAGGCUGACUUAGCAAGAUCAAGCGUCUUGGCUUGUCUAAGUGCCGCACGAGCUUAGUGAACGACUAAGUCCGUGACAAGUGGUAUCAGAGCGCGGUUACGAGGUGGGCAUAGCAAAGGAAGCAUGUCGGGUUCCAACGUGGAGGAGACUAGUGAGCAAACCCGUGGGAGGGAGACCGAGCCUACUGCACGGGGCAGGGGCAGGAAGGAUAAAUCUCGUGAUGUCGUUGCCAACAUGGAGGCAAGGUUAGCCAAGGUGGAGCUAGCCAUGGCGGACACUCGGGAGGGGUUGGACUUGAUCGAGCAAGGCAUGGAGAAGGGCUUAGAGGAUCUAAGGGAGCAGAUCCAAGACCUUCGUGAGAGGGUGCUAGUCUCACAAGUUCAGCCAGUGUCGCACGAGGAGUUUGUGUCCUUCCAAGGAAAGGUCUUGAGCAUGCUUGCUAGCAUGGAGUCAAGGAUAGAGGCCUUGGCCACUCGAAUGGAGUCCUGAGACCAGGAAGUUAGGCAGGAGUUGGCCAUCUACAAGGCUGCUGUGUCGGCACGGGUCAUGGCCACACAGGAGGCAUCUAGGGUGGAGGUGCCGAAGCCACACAGGUUUAGUGGCAAGCGGGAUGCCAAGGAGUUGGAUAACUUCUUAUGGCAUAUGGAGCGAUACUUCGAAGCUAUCGCAUUGACGGAUGAGGCGGCUAAGGUGAGAACUGCGACCCUCUACCUUACUGACACAGCUACUCUAUGGUGGCGUCGAAGGUUUGCCGAUAUGGAGAAAGGCAUUUGCACCAUAGAGACGUGGGAGGACUUCAAGAGGGAGAUCAAGAGGCAGUUCUACCCCGAGGACGUGGCUUACCAGGCUAGGAAAAACAUGAGGCGUCUCAAGCACACAGGCUCGAUACGCGACUAUGUCAAUGAAUUCUCUUCACUCAUGGUUGAGAUUCCUAACAUGACUGAGGAGGAGUUGCUAUUCAACUUCAUGGAUAACCUGCAAGGGUGGGCCGAGCAGGAAUUGAGGCGUCGAGGUGUUCAAGACUUAGCCACUGCCAUAGCAGUAGCAGAGUCUUUAACGGAUUAUAGGAGGGGAGACUCCUCCAAGGUUGAGUCUUUGGAGGAUAGCCACACCAUGGGUGGGGGAGACGAGGUUCCAAGGGACCACAAUGCUCCUAAAAAGGGAUCAGGCAAGACGUCUAACGUCCGAGAAGGAAGGGAUAAGGCGGAAAGGAAAGAGUUUACGCCUAAAAUCAAAUGCUUCCUGUGUGACGGUCCACAUUGGGCACGGGAUUGUCCAAAGAGGAAGGCGCUCAGUGCCAUGAUCGAGGAGAGGGAGCAGGAGGACGAAGCACAUAUGGGCUCAAUGCAGCUACUAGGUGCCCUCCAAUUCAACCCGAAGCCUAGUACGCCUGAGACCUCCUUACUAGCAGGGGUGCAAGUAAAGGAGGAAAAAGGGGAGCGAGCUGAGGUAGCCCGCACACACAUGGAAGAGGUCACCAAGGGAAAGGUGAACUCAAUGGGUAAGAGGAAGCAGCACUCUAAGCAUUGGAAGCGCACGGGUCUGCAUCCAUCUGAAGCCUCACGGGAGAAGAAGGUGAAGAAUAUCCUGGCUGAACGGGUCACCAGGAGACAAGGGGUCCUUCCUGUGAUAGAAUAUCUAGUCCAAUGGAAAGGACUACCUAAGAGGCAGGUAAGUUGGGAACAUGCGGAUGCCUUGAGAAAAUUCUGGAAACACAUCAAGAGGUUUCAGAAUGAGGCAACGACGAGGACGUCGACGGCAUCGGUGGGGGAGAGUGUCACAAGAUGCUUCAAAUGACCCUCCCCAUGGGCUUAUAUAGGAGGUGAGAAGCUUCUAGAGACCCUUGGAGACAUCCACACUUAGCCACUAGUGGGAAGAGUGUGGAAGGUUCUAGAAAUGCCUAGAGAAGUCCACACAACUCUACACUAUGGUAGAAGGCAUGAGAAGGGUCCAAAGCUUUCUAGAGAAAUCUAAAAGUCUCUUGUAUAUAGACUUGUACAUAGAAUAGUCUAGGACAUUCUAGAAUAUUCUUGAUUUGUAAGGGAACCCUCCAAGGUUCUAGAGAGUUCCCUUGGUGCCUAUAAAUAGGUGAGGGCCUCAUUUGGCCAAGGCACCACCCAAAAUCACUUACUAACUAAACAAGUAAGCAUCCAAGCACUUGUAAAGGCUUCUUUGAGUAAUAAAGAGCUUCCAUUCUUUAAGGAGUUGUCUACCAAGCUUCUUAAGAUUUCGAGUCGCGAGUGUCUUAGCCGAGCAAGCUAAGCGUUGGGGAGCAAGGCUGACUUAGCAAGAUCAAGCGUCUUGGCUUGUCUAAGUGCCGCACGAGCUUAGUGAAUGACUAAGUCCGUGACACUAGUCCCUUAAGAAACCUAAGAAAUCACUAUCAAAGCAUCACCCACGAGAAUCAAGAUACUCAACCCCUGAGCAGAUGUUUCUCCCAAACUCAAAUAGCCCAACUAUUCCCUCUCGGUUCCAGAAUAGCCAACAAAUCAUCAUUCUAUGAAACCCUUGCAACAUUUUUGGCAUCAAAGGUGCCUAUCAAGCAGUACACAAAUAUCAAACUCCAUCUCAUAGGUUUUGAAUCUAUCAAAUUCUUACAGUGAAUUUCUUGUUGUGUCUCCAUUAUCUUCAUCAUGCAUUCCUUUAAUUAUAGAUAUGGUGAAAGUUUACAGUUUCUAACCUCUAUAGUUCAGACUAUUUCCUCAAACUUGCUUUUAACAUUUUCAAUUGUAUUGUCAGGUCCUGACUCUGAUAGAAAAAAGGAACAAAAUGGAGAAUUUGAAGAAAUAGCCAGCACAAAGCUUUAUAUUCUAACAAUCCUAUGGUGUUUUUGCUAUAUGAAAACUCAUCUUUUGCCUCACCAGUCCUGUAAAUUUUUUUUUUCUAUUUGAUAAUACAGGGCCUGCAGAUCAGAAGUUAUUGCUGAUUACUUUUGCAGGAUUCCCAUUUUUUCCUGGAGAGCGCAGAGGAUAUCCACAGGAAGAGGUUAAACAUCGCCCCCAUUGCGAUGAACGAUGAUUGGUAGCCGUUAUGUUGGUAAGAAAAAGAAAAGGUAUUGGAUUUACAGUCCUGCAUUAUGGGCAUUUUAAAUGGAGAUUUCAGGAGCAGUAAUAAAAAACAUAGAUAGGAAAAGGGCAAGAGAAGAAGAAAUCAUUAAGAGUAGAUAUGAUACAUUCUCAACACAGACAAGCUAUUUAGCUGGAGAUCGGAAUGAUAGGAGAAAACUACAAAUUACAAUGCCAGCAUCACUCAAAUAACUUCUUGAAUCUCAUCCAAAGCAUAAUUGUUUG